AUGGUUGCCGCCACACUACCACCCGUCAAAGAACGGAAACCUAUCAAGGACCUCCAAAAAGUCUUCCAUUAUACCGAUACACAAUCACGAAAACCGACUCGUGAUAAUGACCCCUACGAAUACCAGGCUGGAUGGGGCAACCGCUUCCAGUCCGAGGUGAUCCCCGGCACACUACCUGCUGGCCAGAACAACCCCCAAGAGGUUCGCUUUGGCCUGUAUACAGAGGGCAUCACGUAUUCUGCAUUUGCUGCUCCUCGACAUGCCAACUUUAGCACUUAUAUGUACCGUGUCCGUCCGGCGGCUGCUCACAAUGGCUACAAGACCAACAUCGAGACCAAAGCCCAUAUCGAGAACUGCUUCCUCUCUAUCAACCCCAAAGUCGAGACGCUCUCUGAACAAGCUGAAUGGGCGCCAUUCCCUCUUCCUGCCGAAACCGAAACAAUUGACUUUGUCGAUGGACUACACACGUUGGGAGGCAGCGGUGAUCCUAACCUCCGAGAGGGCAUUGCAUUGUACGUCUUUAUGAUCAAUGCUAGUAUGGACCAUCGCGCGUUCUGUAACCUUGAUGGAGAUUUCUUGCUUGUUGCGCAACACGGAAAUCUGGAUAUACAGACAGAGUUCGGCAAGAUCUUCUUGCAGCCAGGCGAGAUCUGCGUGAUUCAACGAGGCGUGCGAUUUUCCAUUCGUCUGGGUCCAGGACACAAGGAGGCCCGUGGUUAUAUCACCGAGAUCUGGGGCUCGAUAUGGGAGUUGCCUGACCUUGGACCCUUGGGAGGCCAUGGUCUAGCCAACCCUCGUGACUUUUUGUACCCGGUUGCAUGCAUCGAUGAUAACUUGCAUGAGAGCUGGACUAUUGUCAACAAGUCGAAUGGAAAAUACAACUCCCUUAGCCAAGAUCAUACACCAUAUGACUUGGUAGCAUGGCAUGGUAAUGUCGUCCCAUACAAGUACGACCUGACAAAAUUCUCAUCUCAAAACUCAACCUCCAUCGACCACACUGACCCAUCAGUCAACUGUGUUUUGACAGCCAAGUCCCGCGACCCAAACACAUCAUUAGUUGACUUCCUCUGGUUCGGACCCCGAUGGGAUGUCGCAUCAAACACCUUCCGGUUACCAUAUUUCCAUCGCAACUCGGCCACAGAGUUCCUAGCCAGUUUGUAUGGCAAUGGAUUGGGUCGAUCUGACGAUUUCUUGCCUGGUGGUGGCAGUGUGGAGGUUAGUCAUACGCCACAUGGAGGGUUCAGCGAGGGUUACCAGUUUGAGAUGCGUGUCCAAGAAAAUGAGCCUCGACGGAUCCUUGAGAAUCAAAUGACUAUCAUGGUUGAAAGCAGUCGUAGCUUCCUCUUUACAGAAUAUGCGCGAGGCGGAUGUGGCACUUUCCACAACCAAGGAACAGACCCUAAAAUCUGGGACGUUCUUCCGGACAAGUUCUCCGCCUAUCCCGGAAUCCAGGAUAUUCUAGCCCAGGUCAAGGCCGAUAAAGUGGCCAGGAAAGAGCGUCAGGAAAUCUACUACAAUGACGACAGACUGGCUGAGCUGAUCAAGCCAGCGCAGAGCCAGACCGCCAACAGCGACAUCGGUGUUGAGACAAAAGAUGGCGUGGUUGAGCCUGUUGUCUCCACUGCAGAUACUACUGCUGCUACUACCAACGAUGUAGAGGCGAAAGACAGCGUGAUUGAGCCUGUUGUCUCCACUACAGAUACUACUGCUACUGCCAAGGAUGUUGAGGCGAAAGACCACGUUGAGUCGGUUGUCUCCACUGCAGAUACUUCUGCUCCUACCACCGGUGUUGAGCCCAAAGAGAGCGUUGUUCAUGUUGAGACGGUUGUCUCCACUGCAGCUACCAACGGUGUUGAGAGUGAUUGA
Molecule: messenger RNA, 1866 nt
Organism: Talaromyces marneffei
Lineage: Eukaryota; Fungi; Ascomycota; Eurotiomycetes; Eurotiales; Trichocomaceae
Exons: 5
Coding region: 1-1866 (621 amino acids)
Biological process (GO): L-phenylalanine catabolic process
Cellular component (GO): cytoplasm
Molecular function (GO): homogentisate 1,2-dioxygenase activity
Source: RefSeq, a predicted model, not a curated record